Drosophila melanogaster (fruit fly) is the source of this 1409-nucleotide messenger RNA. RefSeq lists its product as uncharacterized. Gene Ontology annotation, molecular function: cysteine-type deubiquitinase activity. The record is from RefSeq and is marked reviewed. The coding region runs from base 423 to 1229 and encodes 268 amino acids. The transcript has a single exon. Lineage: Eukaryota; Metazoa; Arthropoda; Insecta; Diptera; Drosophilidae.
UUGUCUUUCCGACUCGAAAGUUUUCACCUUUACCCGUCGAACGCUCCUCCGGCAAAAGACACUCAAAAUUCGAUGUUUACUUGAAAUCCAAAGCCCGUGCUUAGAGCGUAGUGGAGUGGAGAGGAGUUGCGGCAAUCCUGAGCUCGAUCCCGAAUCCGAGGACAUAGUGCUGUUGACGGGUUCGAUCACUAGAUCCCCACAUAAACCACCAACUCUAUACCCACACGUGCGCCUUGAAGCCUAGGGGUCAUUGCACUUGCGAACUAUGUGACAGUGGCACUACGGAAACAGCGCCAGGGCCGGGUUUACCACUGCGUCUCCGGAGCACCAGGAUCCGGAAACGCAACCUAAGAUUAAGACGUCGCUGAACACAGGAUCCGAGGACCAACAACCGAUCCCCGGGCGAUCAAAAACCCGGCGCCAUGGCCAUUCACGAGCAGAUCGACAACCUGAACAUCUGGUGGUUUCCGCGCGACUUCUGUCAGUCGCGAUUCGGGGAGUUCCAGCGGAGCGGCACCAACUCCUGCACCAUCAUUUCCCUAAUACUGGCCGACAAGGUGGCCAAGGCGGACAGAUUCUAUCACAGGGUCUCCGAUCUGCCGCUGCGGGGAUGGGAGCUCUUCGGCAACGCCAUUAACGACGGAAACAGCGUGUACCACAAUGUGAUUACAACUAAUACGCCGCACGCCAGGAAUCUCAACCUCAACAUUCCGGAUGCUAUCGCCGCCAUUCGGUCGCAGCACAAGAUGAACUUCCGGCUGGAGGAGUGGUUUUACACGCACAUGGAGGCCGAUCCCAGCAAUCCCAUGUACAACCGGAACGUUGCUGUGCAGUUGUCGCGGGUUUUCCAGAUAACACUCCAGAUGUUCCAGCACGCCAGCGUGCGAAACAAUGUACCCACUAACCUCUUCGCCGCCAUCAUAGCGGACAGUCGAACGGUGAUGGUAACCUUCGAUUUCCGAGCCUCGAUCGUCGCCCUCUUCGACUCCCACCAACACGGCCGGGAUGCGGGAGCCGUCUUCGCCCAGUGCACGCUCGAGAACAUGGACGACCUGCUCUUCUGGUUCAUCAGCAUGUUACACAAUGUCUACUCCAGCCGGCCCUCGCUCUUCGAAAUCUCCUUCCUCAGCUCUCAGCCGGGGGUGGCCAAGAACAUUCCGCCGGCCAUCCAAAAAAAGAUUGCCGCAGACCUGAAGAAGCCGUUUAAGAUGAACAUGCCUAAGCACUAAUCAUGUUGCCAGGUUUACUACAAAGUCGCCAACAUCCAAGGACGUCGAUCUAGGCGCGGGCCAACCUUUCGGAACCCAUUUUUGGGGCUAUUUUAGGACAAAAUCUCAAGUUUCAUAUAGCAAAAUUUGUGUGUUAAGCGUUUAGAAAUUUAAUUCAAAAUUCUCUGUUGACCAUCAACU